Rhododendron vialii is the source of this 2327-nucleotide messenger RNA. Its product is annotated as ABC transporter G family member 1-like. Gene Ontology annotation, molecular function: ATP binding; ATP hydrolysis activity; ABC-type transporter activity. Lineage: Eukaryota; Viridiplantae; Streptophyta; Magnoliopsida; Ericales; Ericaceae. Bases 122 to 2203 code for a protein of 693 amino acids. The transcript is spliced from 8 exons. Gene Ontology annotation, cellular component: membrane. The record is from RefSeq and is a predicted model, not a curated record.
UUUCUCUUUGAUGUUCUGCAUGUACGUACUUCCUUUCCAAAGCUAACAAGUCUAUAUAAACUCUGCCAUCUCAAAGCCACAAGCAACUCUCUCUCUCUCUCUCUCGUGAAUACAUCUAGCUAUGGCUUCCCUUCAUCACUCCAUGGAACCAUAUGUUGCUGACUCUCAACUGAACUCCAACUCAUCAGCCAGACAUAGUAGCCUCGAAAUCAAAAUUAACCCACUAGAGUUGGAAACCACUCCAACGCCAAACCAUGGAGAAGCAGCUCCUCAGGUUGUUGGAGUUGGACCUCCGUCGAAUGCCAACAACGGCAUUUCCUUGACGUGGGAAGAUUUAUGGGUGACAGUUCCAGAUGCUAAGGGUAGCCGGAGACCCAUCAUUCAAGGCCUCACGGGCUACGCUCAGCCCGGUGAGGUCUUGGCCAUAAUGGGCCCUUCCGGCUGUGGCAAGUCCACUCUUCUUGAUGCCUUAGCAGGGAGAUUGGGAGCCAAUACUAGACAGUCUGGUGAUAUUCUGAUUAACGGUCGCACACAGACUUUGGCUUAUGGAACAUCAGCUUAUGUGACUCAAGAGGAAACUUUGAUCACAACGCUGACGGUCAAGGAAGCCGUGUACUACUCCGCUCAGCUCCAACUCCCAAACUCAAUGACGAAAUCUGAAAAAAAGGAGAGGGCGGAGAUGACGAUAAGAGAGAUGGGAUUGCAGGAUUCCAUGAACACGAGAAUCGGAGGGUGGGGAGCCAAAGGCCUCAGCGGGGGCCAAAAGAGGCGAGUGAGCAUCUGCAUCGAGAUUCUGACGCGCCCGAAGCUCCUUUUCCUCGACGAGCCAACAAGCGGGCUAGAUAGCGCAGCUUCCUACUAUGUCAUGAGCAGAAUCACGAAACUAGAGCAGAGAGAGGGGAGGACUAUCAUCACGUCCAUUCAUCAGCCGAGCAGCGAAGUGUUCGGUCUGUUUACCAACCUUUGUCUCUUGUCCUCGGGUAGAGUGGUGUACUUUGGCCGUGCUAACGCGACAAAUGAGUUUUUCGCAUCAAAUGGUUUCCCUUGCCCUACUCUUCAGAAUCCGUCAGACCACUUCCUUAGAACAAUAAACAAGGAUUUUGACGAGGACAUAGAACAGGGUUCGAAAGGAAAGAGAGCAACAGAGGAAGUGAUCGAAAUUCUCGUAACAUCGUUUAAAUCUUCUGAUGGCUACCAAGAAGUUAAAAGACAAGUUUCAGAAAUAUGUAAAUGGGGUGGUACUGGAUCAUCAAUUGAGAAGAGCAGAAGCCAUGCUAGCUUCUUCACCCAAUGCGUUGUUCUCACCAAAAGGUCUUCUGUCAACAUGUCUCGCGAUCUUGGUUAUUACUGGCUGCGUCUUGCAAUCUAUGUCACCUUGUCGUUAGGCGUCGGCACUAUCUUCUAUGACAUUGGAUCGGGGAACAGUUCGAUCCAGGCCAGAGGUGCGAUGCUCAUGUUCAUUGCUUCAUUCCUCACUUUCAUGACAAUUGGUGGCUUCCCUUCAUUUGUGGAGGAUAUGAAGGUGUUUGAAAGGGAAAGAUUGAAUGGGCACUAUGGUACCACUGCAUUUGUCAUAGCCAACACACUUUCUGCCGUGCCAUAUUUGCUCCUAAUCUCACUUAUUCCCGGAGCGCUAGCCUAUUACCUAAGCGGACUUCGUCCAGGAUUCAAACACUUCUUGUACUUUGAUUUGGUUCUAUUCACCUGCAUGGUCCUUGUAGAAAGCCUAAUGAUGAUCGUCGCGAGCAUUGUGCCCAAUUUCCUCAUGGGCAUAAUCACAGGUGCAGGAAUCCAGGGCUUAAUGAUACUAGGAGGGGGAUUUUUCCGGUUACCAAACGACCUCCCCAAGCCAUUCUGGAAAUACCCUUUGCACUACAUAGCGUUCCACAAGUACGCGUAUCAAGGGAUGUACAAGAACGAAUUUCAAGGACUGACUUUUCCGAGUAACCAAACUGGGCGAAGGGGCGUUAUCACCGGUGAAUAUAUUUUGAAAAAUGAAUUUCAGGUGGAAAUGGGGUAUUCCAAGUGGGUUGAUCUUGGGAUCUUGCUGGGUAUGGUGGUUUUGUACAGGGUCCUGUUUUUGGCGAUAAUCAAGAUUGUGGAAAAUGUGAAGCCUGCCAUUAGCAAAUUCAUGUCUGCGAAGCCUAAGCAGAAAAUACAAGUGAUGGAGACUCCCACUGCUACUCCAAUUCACAUGAAUUAGCUUUCUCACCAUUUCUUCCUUUUUCCGCGUUUACUGAGUUUUCAUGUAAUCAUCAACCUAUAUAUGCAGUCAUUGUACUUGCGUUUUUCUAUAUAGUUAAGUUCGUAGGUUUCAUCUUCGAUUA